UGUGUGUGUGUGUGUGUUUACAAGUGUCCGUCCCUCAGAACCAGAACACUGAACUGAUCCACACAGAGAAGAAGCUGAAGAUUGACUGAAUAGCUUGUGAGGGUCAGGAGUACGGGAGCCUGUGAGGUCACGAUGCUGCAGCUGUGUAAAAUCACAAAUGCUCUGUUCAUUAGUAACGCCCGCUCCGCCUGCAGUGACCAGCUUAUCCAGCAGGAGGCGGUGACACUCUGCAUCAACGUGUCCAAGCAGCAGCCGUUUCCGUCUGCCGCCGUCGCCAAACUGCAGGUGCCCGUCUACGACGACCCCAGCGAGGACCUCUACGGCCACUUUGACCUCUGCGCCGACGCCAUCCAGGGGGAGGAGGAGGUCGGAGGUCGCAGCGUCGUCUACUGCAAGAACGGACGCAGCCGCUCGGCUGCCGUCUGCAUCGCCUACCUGAUGAAGCACGGCAGACUGUCGCUGACGGACGCCAUACAGGUGAGGUCAGAGAAAGUGAAGACAGCUCGUCACGUAAUUGACCCGAACCCAGGAUUCAUGAUUCAGCUGCAGAGAUUUGAAGAGGUUCUGAAGAGAAGACACACACACACACACACACACACUGACACACACACUCUGACACACAUUGACAUACACACACACUCUGACACACAUUGACAUACACACACACACAUAUAUACUAUAGGCAUAUGUGGUUUCUGAGGUCAACAUGUUUUUCAGUGAUUUAUGGGGUAACAUGUUUUCACACAUUUUAUUUCAUCCUAUCAGCUUGAAAGUCACUUUAAAAAUGUUCAUUUGAGCCCCAGAAAACAAAUCUAAAAUUUAAAAAAUGAUUUCCCUUUCAGAACAUGUAUAAACUCAAUAUGUGACAUAUGACUGAUUUAUAGGGUCGAUCACAAAUUAUGGCUUAUGUGACUACCUGGGUUUAUGAGGUCAGUUUGCUUACAACACACAAAACUAGCCUCUUGGGGGUCUAAGGACUGACAAAUAUUACAAGGCCUAUACAAACAAUGUUAUUUUUAGCCUUUUUAAAGCUUACCACUAGGUGGAGACAGAACCUUCAUUUCUUUUCCUAUGUAAAACCAUCUUGUGAUUAUGUCUGUAGUAUGCUACACAUUGCCCUUCAAAAACAUGGAAUAUGAACAAAAUAUACUGCAUUAGAAACAUUUGAAAAACAUCAAAAUGUUUAUUGAUUAUCAAUUUAUGCAACUGACAGAACAUUCACAUUUGCAUAAUAUCUGAGCAACUUCUGUGCAACUGACAAAUAAUUGAAAUUUGUGCUGGACAGUAUAACUGUUCAUAUCAAACCUGGUACACUCCGCUCCCUCUCUCACUCGACCACUUGCCUAAUGCAAGCACACACUCUUACUUGCUCGAUGUGAGCACGUACACACACACACACACACUCAGCUCCCUCUCUCACUCAACCACACACACUCUGGAUAACUCAUGCAUAAAAACAUUGUUGCAUAUGUAAAAACUUUUGAAGGUUUGAACAAAUACUUUAAUAUAUGUGAUGGAAAUUAUGUACUUUAUGUUCAUUCAUAGUUCAUGAAGAGAAAUGUUCAAUGCAACUGUUUGAUGUGACUUGUGACCUGUGACCCUUUGUAUUGUUUUAAGACACAUGUAAGGUAUUGAAUAUAUACUCAAUGUUAUGUGAGUGAUUCCUUUAAGUACAGAAGGACAGGGUGAUACACACCCACAGAGGCAGAUAAAUACCAUGCGUUUCUCCUAAGACAGUGAGUCUUCACUUUGUAACAGGCCUGUGUGUUGCUUUGUGAAUGCUCCUCUUGUACAAGAUUAAAGCUUUGUUUGGAUUUUGA
Molecule: messenger RNA, 1820 nt
Organism: Solea solea (common sole)
Lineage: Eukaryota; Metazoa; Chordata; Actinopteri; Pleuronectiformes; Soleidae
Gene: dusp28
Product: dual specificity phosphatase 28
Exons: 3
Coding region: 133-654 (173 amino acids)
Biological process (GO): protein dephosphorylation
Cellular component (GO): cytoplasm
Molecular function (GO): MAP kinase tyrosine/serine/threonine phosphatase activity
Source: RefSeq, a predicted model, not a curated record